This is a messenger RNA of Alternaria atra, 1188 nucleotides long. RefSeq lists its product as uncharacterized. The record is from RefSeq and is a predicted model, not a curated record. NCBI's taxonomy places the organism in Eukaryota, Fungi, Ascomycota, Dothideomycetes, Pleosporales, Pleosporaceae. The coding region runs from base 1 to 1188 and encodes 395 amino acids. The transcript has a single exon.
AUGGGACCCUUUCGAGGCGGAAUCUGGGACUCUAAUCCCUUCGGCGGCCGCCGCGGUGGUGGUGGUGGUGGCGGCGGAGGAUAUCGACAAACCCAAUCCCAACGCGGUGGCUACAUAGACCAAGACCCAUAUGACGACUGCGAUUCACCAUACCUGAUGAUGAGUGGCAUGCAUGGCCCUGGUCCCAUGAUACAUCAAGCCACGGGCGGUCCUAUGAUGGGCGGGAACUCUCGCUCUUACUCUUCUUACCAAGACUCUGAUGGCAAUAUACACGAAGAGGGCUAUGGACCCAACGGCCCGUACCGUAACUCCAUGCGUGGGGGUCAGGUACCUAAUGGAGGUAUGGGUAUGGGUAUGGGCGUAGGUAUGUUACCCCAAGGACGACCGCCGCCCGGCAGUCUUCUAGGCGGCCGCUCGACAGGUCGCCCAGGGGCCUUCCAGUCCGUUUUCUGGACAGGUGGCAACCCAUUCCGUGUUAACGGCGUCAACGGUCGGGCAGGUGGUGGACAAGACUCUCGUCCAGACAGCGCUUUUAGAUUCGAAAUGGAACCCGCGCCUAUGCGACAAGAUGGCGGUCUCACGCAAGAGAGCGCGGACGACAUGGCGUGGUUCAUGCAAGAACGUACGCAGCCUGUCGGUGAUGGUGGGAUUGCGCCUCCAAAUGCCGAGUGUCCAAUUUGUCUGGAGCCACCUAGUGCGUCGCAUCUUUGUGUGCAAAUCAAGGGUAUUGAGGGGUGUAACCAUCUUCUUGGGAGGAACUGUUUGAAGGAGAUGUUGUUGAAUCGGCCAGAUGAUCAGAAGCGGUGUCCGAUUUGUAGGGCGGAGUUUCUGGGCGAAGAUGGCAUAUGGGAAGACUCAGAGGAGUUUCAACAGCUUGGAAAUGGCCACAAUGCUGGAGGUCGCGCGCCGAAUCAAGGCCCUCACCCUGGGUACGGCAGCGGAGCUCCUGCUAGACCUCCUCGUGGCCCUCCCGCCGGUCCGCCUCCGGGCUAUGGCGGUCCUCCCCAGAUGCCUCCCAGCUAUGGAGGUGGCUCUCUGGCAGGCUCUUCAAGCUACGGAGGAUCUCCCCGUGCUGCUCCUCUUACUACUCCACAUGCCGCUCCUCCAGGUUUUCGCAACGCUAUGCGCGGUGGAGCCAGAAUUCAUGGCAUGGACGAUGUGGGCAUGAGGAGGGACAACGACGAGUAA